Molecule: messenger RNA, 1193 nt
Organism: Colossoma macropomum (tambaqui)
Lineage: Eukaryota; Metazoa; Chordata; Actinopteri; Characiformes; Serrasalmidae
Gene: gyg1a
Product: glycogenin 1a
Exons: 7
Coding region: 128-1132 (334 amino acids)
Cellular component (GO): cytoplasm
Molecular function (GO): glycosyltransferase activity
Source: RefSeq, a predicted model, not a curated record
UUGCUGCAGCAGUAUAAACAGGCUAUAAGCACGCAGACUCCCCCUCUGCCUGUCUGUCUUUCUGUCUCUCUCUCAUCCUCUCCUGCGGUGGUGACGCUGCUGUGGUUGGUGUUGGUGUCUCCGGCUCAUGGCAGACCAGGCCUUUGUCACUCUUGCCACCAAUGAUAACUACGCUAAAGGAGCCAUGGUUCUGGCUCGGUCCCUGAGGAACCAUGGCACGAGCCGCAAACUCGCUGCUCUGAUCGGGCCGCAUGUUUCAGAACCAUCCAGAGCGGUGCUCCGUAAACUGUACGAUGAGGUCCGGCUGGUGGACGUGAUGGACAGUGGAGAUAAAGCUCACCUGGCUCUGAUGAAGCGUCCUGACCUUGGGGUCACCUUCACCAAACUGCACUGCUGGACCCUCACGCACUACAGCAAGUGUGUGUUCAUGGAUGCAGACGCGCUGGUUGUGUGUAAUGUAGAUGACCUGUUUGAGCGUGAAGAGUUGUCGGCGGCUCCUGACCCCGGGUGGCCCGACUGCUUUAACUCUGGCGUGUUUGUGUUCCGGCCGUCCGUCGAAACGUACGAAAAACUCCUGACGUUCUGCACAGAGAACGGCAGCUUCGAUGGUGGGGAUCAGGGGGUCCUGAACAGUUUCUUCAGCGACUGGGCCACAGCAGACAUCUCCAAACACCUUCCCUUCAUCUACAACCUCAGCAGCAUCGCCAUCUACACCUACCUCCCCGCCUUCAGACAGUAUGGCCACAACGCGAAGGUGGUCCACUUCCUGGGUAAAGUGAAGCCGUGGGAUUACGUGUAUGACCCCCGCAGCAGGUCACUGAAGGGUCAGACGGUGGACCCGGCCCUGCAGCCCAACUACCUGCUGCAGUGGUGGGAGUUAUUCUCCUCGUCUGUGGCUCCGCUGAUGAAGGAGGAGUACGGAGAUCAGCCCUUCCACUCGGGACUGUCUGAGAACGGUUUCCAUGGUGGAGCGUCUCAGGCGGACAGUGGUCCUUCUCCUCCUCCCCCUCCUCCUCCUCCUCAGAUGUCCUCUCAGGAGCGGAAGCAGAAGUGGGAGCAGGGUCAGGCUGAUUACAUGGGACUGGACGCUUUCUCGAACAUCGAGAGGAAACUCGACUCCUUCCUGAAGUGAAGAACUCCAGAACGUGCCACCGUUAGUUUUAUACCGGCUUCCAUUAAAGCAUGAAAACACA